Aspergillus novofumigatus IBT 16806 is the source of this 381-nucleotide messenger RNA. Its product is annotated as RING finger protein. Gene Ontology annotation, biological process: protein ubiquitination. Gene Ontology annotation, molecular function: ubiquitin protein ligase activity. The transcript is spliced from 2 exons. Bases 1 to 381 code for a protein of 126 amino acids. The record is from RefSeq and is a predicted model, not a curated record. NCBI's taxonomy places the organism in Eukaryota, Fungi, Ascomycota, Eurotiomycetes, Eurotiales, Aspergillaceae.
AUGGAUAGGAUACUAUACACAUCGUAUUGCACCCCUCAGAAUGAAAAUCAAGACCCGGAAAAUAUCUAUGAACAAUCAAUUCGCCAAACCAUCGCAGACAAUCUAAACGAGCUUCAAGAGGCAGCCCCUAUAGAGCUCCUGGGUUCCUGGCUGAUAUCGACGCAACCUGCAGAAGUUCCGUAUUUCCAGUACAACAGCAUCACAUGCUCCAUCUGUUUAGAUCCGGUUCUUAGACAUCAUCCAGUUCAUACUCUGCGGUGUCAACAUGUUUUCCAUGAUAUUUGCCUUGAAAGAUGGUUUUUAACAGCUCAUAAUAGCUGCCCACUGUGCCAGAUGGCUUUAGUCGAGGUCUGUGACGUAUGCCAGGACUGUACUGUGUGA